AUGGAACCCGAGGACCUUGAAACUGCAAGCGAAAGGGAUUACAAUGCCAUGAACUCAGAUGAGACUUCUAAAGAGGAAGCUCUUGAGGCUGUCCUAGAUUGGGAUAGCCCUACAGACCCUAAUAACCCACGGAACUUCAAAACGCCCAAAAAGGUCUUCAUUACAGCUUGUUUUGCAUCGCUAGUAUAUAUCUCCACCUUCAACUCAUCAGUGAUGAGUCCGGCAAGCGAGGACCUCAUGCAGGAAUUCGGUAUAUCCAAAGAAGUUUCCGUUUUAGCAACAUCUCUAUUCGUUCUUGGCUUCGCUGUAGGACCGAUUAUUUUCGGCCCCGCCUCCGAGGUUUUAGGCCGAAAGUAUCCACUCAGCUUAGGUGUUUUCCUCUUCGCGAUCUUCAGCAUUCCCGUCGCUGUUGCGAAGAAUGUCACUACCAUUUUUGUCUGCCGGUUCUUCUGCGGGACUUUCGGGGCUGCCCCUCUAGCAAUUGCAGGGGGCGGCCUGGCUGAUAUCUGGGAACCCCUCUCAAGGGGCGUUGCCGUUGCUGGAUUCGCCAGCGCCACCUUUCUUGGACCCGUACUCGGUCCUCUAGCCUUUGAGCAGCAUCGUGGCUGGGAUAUCGGGAUUGGCUCACUUCCAUUCUUGUCAAUUACUAUUGGGGUUCUCCUCGGGGUCAUCAUCAUAAUCGUACAUACAUUGACUCGGAUGAAGAGGAAGUUGGAGACUGUCGGAGAUGCACCCGAGGAACGUCUCGUGCCCAUGAUGUUUGGUAGCAUUCUGAUGCCCGCGGGCAUGUUUUGGUUUGCAUGGACUUCAAAUCCGCAUAUAACCUGGGUACCACAGGUCGUAUCGGGAGUUUUUAUUGGAUGUGGAAUCCUCCUUAUCUUCUUACAGGGUCUUAAUUACAUCAUUGACGUAUAUAAGGUCAUGGCCAACUCUGCCAUUUCCAUCAAUGCCAUGUUUCGAGGCCUCUUGGGUGCCGGGUUUCCUUUGUUUGCUUCCUAUAUGUUCAACAACCUCGGAGUUCCAUGGGCAAUGUCUUUGCUGGCUUUCCUCUGCGUCGCUUUAGUGCCAGCACCAUUCUUGUUCUUUCUUUACGGUGUGAAAAUACAUGGAAAGAGUGGAGUGUCAGAUCUCUUCGGGAUAUUUGCGUUGCGUUAA
Messenger RNA from Penicillium angulare, 1155 nucleotides. RefSeq lists its product as uncharacterized. Lineage: Eukaryota; Fungi; Ascomycota; Eurotiomycetes; Eurotiales; Aspergillaceae. Gene Ontology annotation, biological process: transmembrane transport. Gene Ontology annotation, molecular function: transmembrane transporter activity. The coding region runs from base 1 to 1155 and encodes 384 amino acids. The record is from RefSeq and is a predicted model, not a curated record. The transcript has 8 exons.